This is a messenger RNA of Zeugodacus cucurbitae (melon fly), 605 nucleotides long. RefSeq lists its product as uncharacterized. The transcript is spliced from 2 exons. The record is from RefSeq and is a predicted model, not a curated record. Bases 127 to 462 code for a protein of 111 amino acids. NCBI's taxonomy places the organism in Eukaryota, Metazoa, Arthropoda, Insecta, Diptera, Tephritidae.
GACAAAACAAGGUGAACACCCAAGAAAUAUACCUACUCAGAUCAAUGCUCCUGUAUACCAAGAGCCUAAUUUAAUUGCGUUUAUAUAGCAGAAACCUCUUCAUUAUUGACAAAAAUUAUAUUUGAAAUGAAAAGUACUAACGUAUCAAAAGAUUUCGGAUUUACGUGUAUUUUUUUGCUAUUGGUUAUAUGUACUUGUGAAACUGACUCAGAUGACAAAAACAUAAACAAACUUCUUAAUAAUCAAGUUAUUGUCAGCAGACAAAUCAUGUGCGUUUUGGAAAAAAGCCCUUGUGAUCAACUUGGUAGGCAGUUGAAAGCUGCUCUCCCGGAAGUUAUUUUGCGAAACUGUCGUAAUUGUUCACCCCAACAAGCUCAAAAUGCUCAAAAAUUAACAAAUUUUUUACAAGCAAGAUAUCCGGAUGUUUGGGCAAUGCUUCUCAAGAAAUAUCAGAAUAUAUAAAGCAUAAUUCUUACAAUAAAAUAUUACAUUCAUGAUAUAACAAAAUCAUUUUGAUGUUGUUGUUGUUGUAUAUUUGCCAUGUAUAUUGUAUUCAUGUCAUGUAUGCAGCAGCCGUACAAAAUAAAUAAUCUUUCUGAAUAUGA